AUCCAAAAGCGGAGCCUGAUUGUGAGAUUCAUAUACCCAUCUCUCCGCUGCCGACCAGCCUUCGGGCCCCCCUCCCCUACCAAAAACAGACGACAUCCCAUCGUCUUGUCUUGAUGCGCUCCAACCUAUAUCAUCAAAGAAUCCGAUAACGUAGAUUGACAUCGCUCAUUGCUCGAUUCAAUCUUGACAUCCUCUCCGCGGCCGCCUCGGGUUUCCGUGACAGUGGAGAUUUCUGCAGUCGCCAGGGUCGAUCCGGUACUCGACGCAAAGGCUUAAAGAGACAAAAAGACAAAAGUACACACAUACACACACUCUCUCUCUCUCGACUGGAAUAAAUGGCAACCGACACCGAGACGCUCUCUCUCCCGACCACCACGGCCCCGACAGAGGUCGCUGCGUCAACAUGUCUCCCUCAAGACGAGCAUCAGUUCCGUGGAACCAACUGGCUAACAUCCAACCUCUUGUCCUCGUACAGGAGCGUAGAGGAAGCUUGCAAGCGUUCGCUAGAGCACUUUCCCUGUCCGAGCGUCUCCUUCGCCAUGCCUACUCUCGAGUUUGACUUUCGCAUCGCCGUCGCACUCAAUCCGGAGCCCUCCAGAAUUGAGAACCGUGUCCAAAAGGAGAUCACCACCAUCAAGGGAGGCAGGUGGUCCGGAUCAUUUGGCAACGGUCGAGUCAUGGCCGGCGGAUAUGAUCUCGGGCAGGCACGGGGCUUUCGUCCGAUUCGCAUUGUUGAGGGCGCAUUUGUCCUGCAGACUACUGACCAACCUCCGGCCAUGCUGGAGAUGCGUACGCGAGGGUCGCUGUCGGGCCCAUGUGACGUACUCGAUACCCUGCUCAGCGCCCGGGAAUCAAAGGAGAACAUUGAUCCCCGUCAAUACGGCUUUCGGACCUUUGCCACGGUCAAAACAGCAGACAAGCGCUAUGCCGAGUUCGUCAACUGUGGGCUCUGGGUCGCCAGUGGUGUGUGGCGAGGUGAAGAGCUCAUUAUCGACGCCUAUCGCCUCACUUGAAGACAGGCAGCAUAAGGCCAUCUAUCGGGAAAAGACGUAUUAUGCCAGAGGCAUAACCCGAAGUUCUCUGGGAAAAAAUUUGCUAUUGCGAGACCAACGACACAAAGCAUAGGGAAGGGCGGCGCCGGCGGACUGCAUUUUUUUCUUUUCUCUCUUCUCAACGGUUUGGCGGAUUCACGAUGACUCGCCCGGGUGACGGCAGAUUUGCGGAGUUUGAAGCGUGGAGUUUUUCCUUUCCGGAGUAUUUUUCUUUUCAGCAUCGGU
Molecule: messenger RNA, 1277 nt
Organism: Trichoderma harzianum CBS 226.95
Lineage: Eukaryota; Fungi; Ascomycota; Sordariomycetes; Hypocreales; Hypocreaceae
Exons: 4
Coding region: 336-1013 (225 amino acids)
Source: RefSeq, a predicted model, not a curated record